This is a messenger RNA of Paramacrobiotus metropolitanus, 1483 nucleotides long. RefSeq lists its product as uncharacterized. Lineage: Eukaryota; Metazoa; Tardigrada; Eutardigrada; Parachela; Macrobiotidae. The record is from RefSeq and is a predicted model, not a curated record. The coding region runs from base 61 to 1266 and encodes 401 amino acids. The transcript has 5 exons.
GCAGCAUUCUCUGAGGCUCGCGAAACCUGUUGGUAGGUUAGUAUAGUCUAUGCAUUGAAAAUGCGGACGUAUUUGUUUUGUCUCUUCGUAUUAUCUCUGGCUAGCGCCGAAGAUAUCGACAGUUCUCAAAUAAAGGAUGAAGUCUUGCCACAAUCUCGGGAAUAUACUUAUCCAUUAGUGGACAUUGAAGAGCGAUGCGGCCAAGUGAUUACCAUUCCUUGUCCAACAGACAGAAUAGGUCGGGCGGGCACCAUUCAAUUCGCCAGUUUACCAAGGCGUACCUGCGAGGUCACACUAGCACUAGAGAAGAACUGUGACAACACAUUUUUCGACGGUUUUGCUUUAUAUCUUAACCUGAGGACGAUCUCCACGUUAACCGGUCAUGUUUUCAAAAUCGAGGAAACGUUUGGGAACAGCCGGACACUGGGCAAACUAUUUACGAAUCAGCUAAUUUAUUAUCCGUGGAACUCGCUGGCACAGUAUCUGACGCGCUAUAGUAGCGCGCCACGCAUCCAUCUGGUAUAUGAUAGAUCUAACGGCACCACCGCCACACUAACCGGUUACAAUAUCGUGAUCGACUACACCCUCAUUCACGGCACAUCCACUCCUUUCAAUACAUACUGCCAUGCACUCAACGGCUUCAUCCACGACAAUCUGUACUGUCCGCAGAACGUAAGCCGCAUCAACUGCCCAACCAACUACACCCAGUCUCUAGGUCUAAACCCAACGGAUACCGCCCAGUGCAAGAUCCUUACUACACUUAGACCAAUAACAGCAACAACAACAGUUUGGCCACCUACAACGGAAUAUCCCUGGGUGCAUACGACACAGGAUUGGUGGAACUGGUGGCAGUCCAAUACGACGGCGCGCCCACCGGUGGAUAUCCCCUGGUACCUGGUAACCCCCUUCAUCGUCACGUGUCGCCGCGGCAGCAUCAACAUGCCCGAGGCGGAUGUGGAUUUAGUGGACUCGCUAAUAACGGUUUUCGAAGGAGAUAACACACUCAGCUGCCGUCUCAUCCUCAACGACCUCCAUACCUGGAUCUUGAUGAAGACAGGGAUGACCAGAGAGAAGCGGGCAUCUAAUUACGACCCGAUCAUAGUGGACUGCACGCGUGGUAAUUUGACCAUAUCCAGCGUCGACCCUGGGACAUCGGAAUCCACCGAUUUAGUUUUCCGCACCGGUGCAUCAAAAGCGUGCAUCAGUACUUAUCAGUCGUUCUUAACGUACCUCAGUUCAUUUUAUAGAAUGCAGAAAACACCGUGAACCGUUUCUGAAAUUGUGAGGCAGUGACACUAUUCGGAUUGUUUUUGGCGGCUGGCAGUUGAGAGGCUCGACAAUUUAUUCUGAAAAAUCAAAAUUAUUUCUAGAACGUCUUAGCGUUUAACUGUAAAAGUGUUUGUGAUAUUUCCAUUAAAGUUCAUUGAUGUUUUCGCGGCAUUGCAAAAAGUUCGAAGUGAUGUCACCUAAUAAAUGCAUAUUU